Macrobrachium nipponense is the source of this 3502-nucleotide messenger RNA. RefSeq lists its product as uncharacterized. Bases 173 to 2266 code for a protein of 697 amino acids. Gene Ontology annotation, molecular function: G protein-coupled receptor activity. Gene Ontology annotation, biological process: G protein-coupled receptor signaling pathway; cell surface receptor signaling pathway. Gene Ontology annotation, cellular component: membrane. The transcript has 2 exons. The record is from RefSeq and is a predicted model, not a curated record. NCBI's taxonomy places the organism in Eukaryota, Metazoa, Arthropoda, Malacostraca, Decapoda, Palaemonidae.
AUUCCUAGUGGAUCGUCAUAUGGCAACCUCCACCGCCCGUCCGGUAAACGUAAUCUUCACUAAGUCCACAAGCAAGAAGCAUUUGUGUUUGAGGUCCUGAAGAGAGAACACAUGCUGGUUCAUUACGGGACCUGUUUACGGUGGUUGAUACAAAGUCCUUUUAAUUAAGUGAAUGCCAAUGGCGCUCCCGUUAGGCCUCAUUUUGCUGGUGGUGGCCGGCAAUGGUGUGCAGGCCUAUUCAAUGAAUGAUUUUAUAUCCUACACCUCCACUUUUUGCCCUGGAUUCUAUAGCUGUCAACAGCGAAACGAAUCUGUAGAUUUUCCACAAACAUGUGAAUGCCAUGAUGAUUGUAUCAAGUACAGCACCUGUUGUUAUGAUGCUACUGCUUACGAGAAAAGAGAAAUGAAAAGAAGCCUAGAAAGAUCGAAGUGCAUUUAUGAAACAAGAAUGACGGUUAAGUGCUCAGAAGGGUGGAAAGAUGAAAAGAUCCAAGAGCUGUGCGAAAUGGCAUCUCCUCUGGAUUUCUCUUCCAGCAAGACACCUAUUCUUCAUCUUCCUGUUACGAGCAAAGUGACCAACGCUACAUAUCCCAAUUAUUAUUGUGCCAUUUGCAAUCGCGAUGCUGAACACAUCCAAGGUUGGAAGUACGAGUUUGGUUGUUCUUCCACAAAAGUGAGAUAUCUUGAUUCAAAUUUUCCACAACUGGUAAAGGAACGCAUGCUAUCAAAGCUGGAAAACUGUUCUGAUUGUAACAUGACCACCAAGAACAUCAUAAGCAAUGACUUCAAUCUUACUUUUCCGGAUGAAUCAGAAGACUGGAGAAUUUCCGUAAAGAUUGGUAAGGAAGAAAUAUCUUUCUAUUGUCAAACAAAAAUUUAUUAUAGACAGCCUAUAGACCAACCAUUAGAGAAGUGUUUCGAGGAGAUAGAUACAUGUCUUAAAAACUGGAAUGACAAAGAAGUCGAAGAUUUGUGUAAUUCCUUUAAAGGUUACAUAGAAGGAAAUUUCAGAUAUUAUAGGAAUAUCUUUUGUGCAAUUUGUAAUAAAGUUUUCCAUCCUAAACUAUGCUCUUGGAACCCUUCUGCUGAAGGCGUUGUAUUCAGAUACGAUUUUAGAAUCCUGUAUAAAGUUCCAGAAAUGACGAAUCAGGAUUUAAAAUCAAAAUGUGAAGCAGAUGAAGAUUUCUUCCCCAAUUACUGUUCUGAAGAAAAGACGACGGAUAUUUUGUGCCAGUUAUCAGAGAACCGCUACAGGGAUGGGUUCUGUAUCAAAAAAGACAAUUCCCCGAAAAGGAUUUUCGGGGAUGGGAACAACAGUAUGAAUGGAACUCAUGGGGAUAUUUUGUUGAUGGGAACUCUAGGAACAGAGAAAUCUUCCAUCCUCAGCUGGGUUACGUUUUCUCUGAUAUCAAUAUCUGUGGUGUGUCUCCUGCUCCAUUUGGCAAUCUCUGUGUUAUCGAAAGAAAUGAGGAGUCUGCCAAGAAGGAACAUGGCUUCACUUUGUAUUUCGUUACUUCUCAGUUACAUCACCUUCAUUACGGGACCUUUUCUUGAAACAAAUACAACAGCAUGCUAUGUUUCAGCUUCAGUCAUGUACUUCAGCUGGAUAGCCUCUUUCUGCUGGAUGAGUGUCAUAGGGUUUGACACAUGGUGGUGUUUUGAAAAAAUGGCUACAGACUUUCACCUUGCUCAAGGCUCUGGGUGGUUCCGGUUCCUCCUUUACUCAGUUUCUAGUUGGUUGACCUCAGCAGUGGCUCUUGCAGUCCUCAUAAUCAUUGAUCAAAUACAACCUGAAGGUAUUGACAUAUCCUUACUUCCUAAAUUAGGACGAGAGAUUUGUUGGUUUGGAGAAAAUGAGUCUUUGCAAGUGUUCUUUGUGUACCCAGUGAUUUCAUUUGUUGUCAUAAUUACCAUUCUCUUCGUUCGAACAGCCUGGAUCAUUUUUAAGUCAUCUCAAGGAAAUGGGAAUGUAACGGAGAACUGUGCCAGGAGAAAUCUUUUCAAGAUAAAUCUGAGACUCGGUGUCAUCAUGGGCAUUCCCUGGACGACUUACAUCUUAUCAUGGUGUUUUGGCACCACAUUCUUGACGUAUGUUUUCGUCAUCAUGAAUUCACUGCAAGGGACUUUCAUCUUCUUUGCCUUCUCGUGCAAAAGGAAAAGGUGGAGAACUCUUCUCAGAAACUGCCAAGCUGGCUUGAACACUGUAAGGAAGAAGAACAUUGAGGAAACAACUUCAACACCUGCAACUGAAGAUGACAAACUAUGAAAAUGGGCAGAAUCUCCUACACAUCUAUAAAGGAACAUGAAAGAUCUUUGUUUCUAAGAUGAUUUGGAACUAAUGUCGAUGGAGAAACACGAAAUGACAACUUUGUCGAAAAACUUAGGUGGACUUGAAGGCCAAGAGGACGAAGGUGAGGGAUCCCCAGAAUAAUCAGAAAAUCCCAGAGCCACUGGCAAUGAUGAUCGUCCAGUAAUCUAGCCUUUUAUGUUAUAUACAUUUUAAUGCAAUUAUUAUCAUUCAUAGUGUCGGGAAUUUCGAACUGAUCAUUCGAAAUCCCCGCCAUUUAACUUCACAAGCGUUGCGUUAAAUUGGGGCAAGACUGAGGGAUCUCGCGGGCAAUUCAUUGAGCAGAAAGCUGUCCAAUACGCGACAGAGUUAAGACAUAAUUCUUAAAUGCCUGGCGGGGAAGGAGCGCGUCUUAUAGUAAUGAAGACGAGCUAAAUUGUCUAUGUAGAGAUUUGGAGCCAAGGACUCCGUAGCCAUUCAAGAAUUUGCAGAUUACGGCCUUCAGCCAGAACUUUGAGUCAAUUCAUUGAUCCCAGAUGAUAACUUAACUGUCAUUCUUCCCAUUCACAAGUAAAGUAGAUUCAUUGAUCUCCGUAAUGCCUAAAUAAGCGAUGAUUCCCGCCUGAAUUACAAGGAUUCUGUAAUUUAUGCGGGAAAGUGUAAGUUUCCUUUGAAGUAGGGCGAAGCUACGCCUCAUUCCUGCCCUAGUCCUGAACGGCGUAAAUACCGUGAUGUUUUAGUGUGUCUCUCGAUUCUCCGGCUCCCAGCCAUCGCCAUGCCAGGUCGAAUUCCGUCGUAACUGUAAGUUAUCUUUAUUCAUGUAUAGAUGUGUCAUCCCUGCGAUGAGGGACUUGAUUUGCGCAGCAAACGAAAGCUGCAAGUGUAAGAAUGUCAUUUAUUUGUGAUUUAGAGUAAAUGGGUCUCGAUUUAUUGUGUUUUUUUCUUCCAGCCGUAGACUUAGUGCUUUUCAAGCACAUGAUAUCAAAGACCCUAAGGGCUACCACGUAACAAAGCCAUGAGAGCUUUCAGGUUCCUUGAAUUGAAUUAAUGAGAGUAGUAAGAAACUGCGUGUGCAGUGGAAUUUUGCUAGUAACGUCAAUUUCAGUGUUGGUUCUUAAUGCACAUUGGCUUAGCCGCCCGUGAUGCUCUUUCAUUCAUGUUCAGUGUAUUGUUAAUGUGUUUAAAUGUUUAUUUUUUGUAAUAAAACUGUAUUUU